CCUAAAAACACCAAACAAAAUUAUAGCAGCAAAUAACAUUUCUCAAAACAUUCAAAAGAAAUUUUAAAAUAUAAAAAAAUGGCGCCAAUUCAAAGUUGUGGAAUAAAAGUUGGGCACAUAGAUGAUGUGCAAGAACUGAAAAGGGCAAAACCGUCAGAAAUCCCUGAUAGAUUUAUCCGUGACACAAAAGAAAGGCCAACCCUUGAUAAAUCUAUCAAUCCCUCAUCACAUGAUUAUAAUCCUGCAACAAACCUCAACAUACCCGUGAUUGAUUUAUCCCAGCUUGCCGAUGGCAGCAAAGAUGAGUUCCUCAACCUCAUCACUGCUUGUCAAGAAUGGGGCUUCUUCCAGGUACAUAACAUCUCUCUCUCUCUGAAGGUGUUGGAGAGAGCAGAGAAGGUGGCGAUGGAGUUCUUCAUGAUGCCAUUAGAGGAGAAACAAAAGUAUCCGAUGAUGCCCGGAACCGUACAAGGUUACGGUCAAGCUUUCGUUUUCUCCGAGGAUCAGAAGUUGGAUUGGUGUAAUAUGUUUGCUCUCGGUGUCGAACCCCACUUUCUCCGCAACCCUAUUCUCUGGCCUUCCAAACCCUCUGAUUUCAGUGAGACGGUGGAAGUGUACUCUCGAGAAAUAAGGAAGCUAUGCAAGAAUCUGCUGAAAUACAUAGCAACGACACUGAGCCUAAACGACGACGUAUUCGAGGAAAUGUUCGGCGUAGCCGUACAAGCAGUGAGAAUGAACUACUAUCCAGCGUGUCCAAGACCGGAUCUUGUGUUGGGAUUAAGCCCACAUUCUGACGGAAGUGCCCUUACAGUUUUACAGCAAGGCAAAGGCAGUUGUAAUUCUGUUGGCCUUCAGAUAUUGAAAGAUGAUGUUUGGAUACCUGUUCACCCCAUUCCCAAUGCUCUUGUCAUCAACAUUGGUGAUACUAUUGAGGUACUAACAAAUGGGAGAUACAAGAGUGUGGAGCAUAGAGCAGUGACACACAAGGAAAAAGAUAGAUUAUCAAUUGUAACAUUUUAUGCACCAAGUUAUGAAAUUGAACUUGGACCAAUAGCAGAGCUUGUUGACAAUCACAACAAUCCAUGCAAGUAUAGAAGAUACAAUCAUGGUGAAUACAGCAAACACUAUGUCACUAACAAACUUCAGGGCAAGAAAACUCUUGAAUUUGCCAAGAUUAUUAAUUGAUUUUAUUAAUAAAUAAAUAAUUAAUAAUAAUAGAUUAAUGUUGUUUCUACUUAUGUAAAACUUUGUAUUAGGGUUGUGUAACAUCUAGUAAUUAAGUGGCUUUCUUAGGACUUUGUCUAUAUGAUGUAUAUAUACUUUGGAAAUUUGUUGUAUUAUAUAUAUGUUUAAUAUUUAAAUUAAGUUUGUUGGUGUUC
Erythranthe guttata (spotted monkey flower) is the source of this 1379-nucleotide messenger RNA. Lineage: Eukaryota; Viridiplantae; Streptophyta; Magnoliopsida; Lamiales; Phrymaceae. The record is from RefSeq and is a predicted model, not a curated record.